UGGGCGCAUAUGAUGUUUCAACUCAUUCAAUUUUAACGCCACUACAUUUAGGUGUAAAAAAAAAAAAUUGACGCAUAACAGAAACAUACAAAUGAAAUUAAAGUCCUGCAUUACCUAAGUAGUCCAAUAUCUGUAAACGUCCCUCAAAUUAGUGUUAUUAAUUUACUGACAAAAUAACUAUAUAUAUAUAUAAGGUUGAUCAAUUGAAUAAUUUACUCAAUAAAUACCUAAUUUUGAUUUUUUCGAUGAUACCUACUAAACCAGGUUAAAACCAUGGCGGUUCCUAUUUAAUAUUAAGACAUUAGACAACCAUCAGUUAUCUCGUAUUUUUAUUUUCUUUGUAUAAUUGUAAAAGACUGUUCUGAGUCCAUACUUAUGGCCCACGGGUAUAUUAUAAUUAUUAAUGUAUAAAUAAAAAAAUACGUUCAAAGUGUGGAAUGUAUAGCAUAAAUCAUCACUUGUCAUAUUUAUAUAGGUAUAUUAAUGGUAUAUUAUUCAUAACUUUAAUUUAUGCGCAAUACCUAGAAUCAUUUCGUCGGCUGUGAAGUUAUUUAUAACUUAUAAGUUACAACUAUAAUAAUUUAAUAUAGACGUCGGGUUUUAUUUUGCAUCGAACGUAAUGAGUGAUGACAGAUGAUGGGUAGGUAUAACGGAUAAUGGUUGAUAUUGAUUUUAUAUACAGGAGGCGUCACGAUUAUCUAACAUUUUCAAAUGUAAUUUUAAUGUAAAAUUUUUGUUUUAUCUCCGCAAUACACCGUGUAUAAUACAAAAUACAUUAUUUUCAUUUUAUUUGGUUUUCCGACGAAAUUAACUCGUCUAAAAUGAUGUAGUGGCGUCAAAUUGCAUGCGCCCAAUGUAGGUAGUCCAAAUAACCGCGUUUAUUUUACGCUCGUCGAAAUGCCAUAGAUAGGUGGGUACACCUAUUAUAUUCAGUAUAAACAUAACAUCUUUGUAAACUGCUACUAACUUCAUGGUGUUUGUUACCAUAGAAAUGCUUGAACAUGACAAUUAUGUCAAUGGAUUAGAUAUAUCUAAUAUAUCCUAUAUAUAGGACUGAACAUUGUUUUCUAGCUUAUAUUUUAAUUUAAUUUUUUGCUGUUAAUUUUUAUACUCAUAUACUGCCUAAAAAUGUGCAUAAUUGCGUUUUUGACUUGUUGUGUAACCUAUACAUGAUAACUGAUGAUUUCCUAUAGUAUGUAUAAUGUAUUUCCAUGUUUCAUAAAAAAAAAAAAAAAAAUUGUAAUUUGGAUCACUUGCCAUGAAAAAUACCAUAUUAUUGUCGUCAGUCGGAUAUAUACCUACUUACCUCCGUUUUAAAGAAUAAAUUCACACGAUGCGUUAGCCAAAAACAUCACUACCGCGUAUUUUUUUCUACCUCUGCAUCGUUUCUUCGCCCGUGAUGCCCAUUAUUAACAAUGAUAAUAAUUACGAUAAAUCAUUAUAGAUUUUUGUCGUGGUUUUUUAUGCGGUUGGGGUUGUCGAUGGCGAUCAGUAUAGUUUCGCUGCCCUACACAGAUAUAUUCUAUUCUACGCCAUAGUAUUUAUCUGUGUUGCCCUAACAACCUGCACAGCGAAUAAUAAUAAUACUAUAUUCGUCUACCUCUGUCCUCUACACUAUAUAGUUAAACUGUAAAUAUUGUUGCCGUCUCUGCAGUUCCACCGCGACAUGGCCAGUAACAAUAAACUGGAUUUGGUCACUUCGGAUUUGUUCAACGACCAAUUAACAUUAGGCCUGUUGACCGUUCUCGAAAACACUGUGGGAGUGAGAAACUUGUCGGUCAAACAAAGUCUACCGUGUGACAAAGCAAAAAUAAGUCUGUGGGAGCAGCGGAACGGGUGUCUACUGCCAGACGACAUCAAGUCGUUUUAUUUAUCAUGCGACGGAUUCAAGUUGACUUGGUCGUACAGAGUCGAAGGUAUCACGUCUGAUGUAGCAGCUGCUGCCGUCGGUGGCACUUCCAACUUACCCAUUGGAAACAUCACCGUAAAUCCGCUGUCCGAUUUGGUCCGUCUGUGCGACGUUAAAUCGGACACGGUCAACGUAAACGUGAUGCGUGAUCUACAAUUGCUGGACCGGCUGUCCGACAGGAACACGCCAGACUUCACAGAGAACUCAAAGAUAUUUGAAUUGGACUCGAGCUCGGACGUAGGCCAUGUGUGCCUGGUGUACCUGGAUGAUCGGACGUCAGUGGCAUCUGUGGCGGCGAACCGGUCGGACGUCCAUCCACGCGAAGAGCACAGCAGCGCGUCAGUUUGGCUGUUGGACACAACGUAUCGCUGGCACUUGCUCGCUCCGAACUUCAGCAACUAUUUCAGAAAGGCUCUGGUCCACAUGGGCCUACCCCAUUGGCAACUUAAGUUUACCGACAUGGGACUCACGUCCAUCGGCGAGUUUUUCAUGAAUUUGAUGGCCCCUCAUUUGAACGUGACUGAUCGAGUUCCUAUAAUCGGCCAAUUAGACGAUGACGAACAGUGUACUAUAGAUAACGCUGCACCACUAAACCACUUUGAUCCUAGUAUUUUAAAAACCACAUUCAAAAUGUCCAAAAGUAAAAAAAAAUAAGACCAAAUAAGAGUUCCUAUUUGAAUUAAGUUAUUUAUUUUAAUUAAUGGACUGUUAAUGUAUAACAAAAUUCUUUGAAAAAUAAUAAAUUAAACUAAGUUUAAAAUAAAAAUAUUUAUCUAUGCUCGGAAUUAAUUAUAUUAUGGUAUCAACUAUAGUCGUGGACUCGAAAAAUGAGCACUGACCGACGACCGUUAUGCACGUUUGGUAUUUUAAUCUCUUAAUAUAUUUAAUUUUUAUUUACAUAAUAUUAUCUCGAAAUAAAUAGACAAAUUAGUCAAUUCUGAUAUAACCAUGGUGUAUUUGUGCACUAUUAUUCCAAAAUAUACACACACACAAACAAACUAAUAUUAAUAAACAUGUUAUAUAUACGGUAUUACGAUUUUAAAAACCCUUAUAAAUUCAUUAAUCAGAUACAUGCGAAUAGACUGUUUUAAGAGAUUUAUUUUAAUGUUCUGAAACUUUGGUCAAAGCUUUUUUCUUAGCAGGUAUUUUUUUGUUCGUUAGAGGUCCUUUUAGUUUCAUGUGGUAGAAUAACUUUUUAUUUGAUGUCUUAGAUAUUUCAGCCUUCAGGGUUAAUAGUAUUAAAUUAAAACAAACGUAUAAAAAUGAUAUAAUGUAUAUAAAAUGUUGUCAAAAAUUACGAAGAUUGUACCUACACAUUUAUGUAGUUAGUUAAAAAUAUAUUAAUUAGGUAUUUCAAUAGGUAGGUACAUUGGCGCAACUAGGUCUAAAAUAUUAGGGAGACUGCAGGCCCACAAAUAAAUACUUAAUUUAAUUUACUUAUUUUCAUGCUUUCCAAAAAACCAAGAGGAUCGUCUGGAUUAUUUUCAUAUCAAUAGUAACAACUGUGAAAAUACGGAUUUUUGGUGUAUUAAAAAUAAUAAAUAAGUUUUUUUGUCCAUUUUUCAUCAAAAUAAAACUAAAAUAUUGGAUGGUGACCGCCAUAAUGCCGCUGGUCGAUAUGCCCGCAUAAUAUUUAUAUUAUAAAAAUAUUUUUAAUGAAUAUUUGAAUUACCUAUAUGUAUAUUGGAAAAUAAACUAAUAUUUUAUAUUUAUACAAUUUAAUUUUGAAUAAUUCUGUUAUAAUAAUUGUUUACGUCAUAUUGUAUAAGACGUAUCUCACAUUAUCACUAUUUUAUGCUUAAAUUAUUAUUUAAUCUUAAAUAAUCAUAACAAUUUGGGGGAGGGGAGACUAAAAUUUAUUUUGAGGGGGCUAAAUCCCCUUAAGUCCCCCCUAGCUGCGCCAAUGAAUAGCUAUUAUAGCUACAAUAUUUCUUAUAUGAGUAGUUCUAAUUGAAACUCAAAAAUAUAAAAGCACAAUUUAUUUUUAUAGACAUUUGAAGUACAAAUCUUGAUAAAAUUGGAUUUAUUGGAUCUUAUAAACUAUAAAAUAAGAAAUUUUAGGGAUUUAAAGUUUUAUGUAGAUUAUUAUAUUUUACUGUGCACAAAGUAAAAAAUAUUUAUACCGUGUAACUUAUGAUAAAAUAAAUAACUAUAAUAGCAAUAUAAAUAUAUAA
This is a messenger RNA of Rhopalosiphum padi (bird cherry-oat aphid), 4083 nucleotides long. Its product is annotated as tubulin polyglutamylase complex subunit 2. The record is from RefSeq and is a predicted model, not a curated record. Lineage: Eukaryota; Metazoa; Arthropoda; Insecta; Hemiptera; Aphididae. Gene Ontology annotation, biological process: protein polyglutamylation. The coding region runs from base 1667 to 2563 and encodes 298 amino acids. The transcript has 4 exons.